Molecule: messenger RNA, 1794 nt
Organism: Lachnellula hyalina
Lineage: Eukaryota; Fungi; Ascomycota; Leotiomycetes; Helotiales; Lachnaceae
Gene: sed4
Product: Tripeptidyl-peptidase sed4
Exons: 3
Coding region: 1-1794 (597 amino acids)
Biological process (GO): proteolysis
Molecular function (GO): tripeptidyl-peptidase activity; serine-type endopeptidase activity
Source: RefSeq, a predicted model, not a curated record
AUGCUUUCCAAGAUCGCAGUAUUCGCAGCAUUGCUGUCUCCCACCCUCGCUGCUGUCCACGAGCAACUUGUUGCCCUUCCCCUUGGAUGGAGUGAAGUCGCAACACCAGCCGACGAUCAAAUCUUGACUUUGUCAAUUGGUCUGGCACAACAAAAUAUCGAUCAAUUGGAAUCCAAAUUGCUCGCUGUUUCAACGCCAGGGAAUGCCGAGUACGGACAGCAUCUCGACGUCGACGAUGUGAACUCUCUCUUCGCCCCUACCGAAGAGGCAAAUACGGCAGUCCAAUCGUGGCUUACGAAUGCUGGUGUCGGCCAGGUACAUAGUGAUGGGCAUUGGGUCACGUUUGCUACGACCGUAUCAAAGGCUAAUGAGCUGCUCAACACAACUUUCAAGACCUACUCGAACAGUGGUGUUCAGAAGAUACGAACGACGCAGUAUUCUGUUCCUGAUGAUAUUGGCUCCUACGUGGACUUGAUCACGCCAACCACGUAUCUAGGGAAGACCGUUGCUAGCAUGCCGAGAUACCCUAGGCCGGAAUUCACAAAGACGAAGAAGGAUGCGCCUAGCAAGCGCGAUAUUGCAGCUUCCUGCCAGACAUCAAUCACUCCAUCAUGUAUCAAGGAACUAUACAGUGUGGGAAAUUACACCCCGGAUGCGAAUUCAGGAAGUGUGGUUGGAUUCGGCAGCUUCUUGAACCAGUCUGCUCUCUACGCAGACCUCUUCGCAUAUGAGAAGCUCUACAACAUCCCCACACAGAACUUUUCGGUGAUUCUCAUCAAUAACGCAACAAACGAUCAAAAUACGACAACGGCACAAAUCGGCGAAGCUGACCUUGACGUACAGAACAUCAUUGGUGUUAGCCAUCCUCUACCAGUCGUGGAAUUCAUUACAGGUGGUUCACCUCCAUUUAUUCCUAAUUUGGAUGAACCCACAGCAGCAGAUAACGAGAAUGAACCCUACAUCCCUUACUAUCAAUACCUGCUCAAGCAAAAGAAUAGCGAACUUCCUCAGGUCAUCUCUAACUCCUACGGUGAUGAUGAGCAGACAGUUCCAAAAUCAUACGCAAUCCGUACCUGCAACAUGAUCGGCAUGCUCGGUCUGCGUGGUAUCACUGUUCUCGAAUCUUCCGGCGAUACUGGUGUAGGGUCCCCUUGCCAGUCUAACGAUGGAAAGAAGACUCCACAAUUCACGCCUACAUUCCCAGGUACCUGUCCUUAUCUCCUCUCAGUCGGAGGCACACAAGCUGUGACUCCAGAAGUGGCUUGGGUUGCCGGCUCCGGCGGCUUCAGCAACUACUUCUCGAGGGCAUGGUAUCAGGAAGGUGCUGUCCAGGACUACCUCAACAACCACAUAUCGAACGCGACCAAGAGUUACUACCAGCCGUUUACAAACUUUAAAGGCCGCGGUUUCCCUGAUAUCUCGGCUCACUCUUUAACCCCCGAUUACCAAGUCAUCUACGAUGGUACGCCUUCGCCAUCAGGUGGAACUUCCGCCGCUGCUCCUGUCGUAGCAGGCAUUAUUGGUCUCCUGAAUGAUGCCCGUCUUCGUGCUGGCAAAAACACUCUAGGCUUCAUCAACCCCCUUUUAUAUGACAUUGGUGUUAAGACCUUGAAUGACAUCACUGGAGGUGGAUCAGUUGGUUGCACUGGCAUCAACGGACAGACUGGAGCGUCUGUACCGGGUGCCAGUAUUAUUCCGUAUGCGAGUUGGAAUUCGACUGUAGGGUGGGAUCCUGUAACUGGACUCGGAACCCCUAAUUUUCAGAAAUUGAAGGAGCUGGUGUUAAAAUUUUAG